Messenger RNA from Caenorhabditis angaria, 3646 nucleotides. The record is from the annotation of a GenBank genome assembly. NCBI's taxonomy places the organism in Eukaryota, Metazoa, Nematoda, Chromadorea, Rhabditida, Rhabditidae.
AUGUGCGAAACCGAUGAUCGGAGAGGGGAUAAAGAUGACUGGCAUAAGUUGCCGAAAGUAAUUCGGCAAAAAGUUUUUGGAUAUCUCGAUCCAGUUUCGAAGUAAGUUUGGAAUAAUUUGAGAAUUUUGGAAACGAAAUUUUUAAUUUUUUACUUGAAAACAAAAGGAUAAUUUUUUGGAUAAUCAAGCAAUAGAAAAAAGUGAACCAACGUAUUCAAUUUACUAGAAAUUUAUGUGAAAUCUGGAUUUUCACGAGAUGAAACUACUGUAUUUUAAUAUGAGCAACCUGCCAAUUUUCUACGCAAACUUUAUUUUAGAAAGUUCUGAAAAUUAGGGAAAAUUGAAAUUAAAUUGACAAGAAACUCAAAUCGCACAUUUUUUCGAUUUUUCCAGGCUGAACUUGUCAUUGUGCUCUAGAAGAACUUGGAAUACUAUUGUUGAAAAACCCGAUUUUUUCCACAAAAUAGUUGUUACGCAAGACGAUAUGAGAUAUAACGAAUCUUAUGAUGUUCAUUUCUUCUACGAAGACACUGAUAGUGAAUUAGAUGAUUGUCAAAUUGCAGGAGAUUAUUAUGUUACGUUCAGCGAUUUGCCUCGAAGACGUCAUGUAUCUGACAGUGAUGAUGAUGAUCAUCGUGAGAAUUCGGAUGAUGAUAUGGAAAAUGUGGAAGAAGAGAAUGAGGAAAGACAUUCAGAAGGAGAUGUUGAAAUGAAUGAAGAAGAAAAUGAAGAUGAAGAAGAGGAAUUCGAAGAUGAGGAAAAAGAAGAAGAAAGUGAUGAUGAAGAUGAAAUAGAAGAAGUAAAAGAUGAAAAUGAAGAGAAAAAACAACAGGAUGAAUUGUGGAAAAGAAGACGAAAUACAGUGUUAACAAGAGUUCAUCAGUUAGUUUUUUGCAGAGUUGUUUUAAUCUCACUUAUAUUUUAAAAUAUUUCAGUGUCAGCGAUUUCAAUAAAAAAAUGAUUAUGGUUGAAGGACGUCCGUUGGAAGUUGUUUGGAAAUUUAUCAAAAAAUUCCUUGAAAAACGGCAAAAAUCAGUGGGCGUUAUUGAAAUUAGAGCAGAAAUUAUUCGAGAUGUUCAUAAGCUGAAAGUCAAACAAUUUCCACGAUUGGAAAGCCUUCAUUUGUGUAGUAUUUUUUACAUUAACAACUUUUAUGAAGACUAUACCGAAGACUAUUAAAAAACUCAGUUUGAUUUGCGAAUUUUUUGGAUUAAUUAAUGAAAACACGAAAUUUUUGAAUGUUUUUCCACAGGUAAGAAUACAAAUAUCUUAAUUCAAAAUCAAAACAAGUUGAUUUUAGAUUCUUGAUGCAAGUUAUUCUCACUGCAACAUACGUGUCUGAAAUACGACGAUUUUCUAAGUUUGAAUGCUCGAGAAGUGCGAUUGAAACUUGGAUGGAUCACCGCAGAACAUAUCAAUGAUUUCAUAAAAUUGUGGAAAAGUGGAAAGAUUGCAGAUUCGAAAUUGGAAAUUUGCGUAUUUCAUGAUCCAUCGAAUGUUUCUUUGGAUACUAUUCUCACAGACUUGGAUUCUGUUCAACUUGGAGCUCAUAAUACUUGCGGACGGUAGGAUAAUGUUUUUUUUUGUUUCGAAGGUCUAUUGUUCAUUCAGAUUCCGCUCGACUUUUGAUGAAACUCGUCAAAUUUUCCGAACAAUGAGUGAUGUUAAUCCAAAUAAUCAUAUGGAUAUUAUUAAAUCAAAAAAUCAAUUGGUUCUUCUGAUAAACAACGAAAUAAAAGAGGAUCGUGGUGCCGAAACAAAUCGUGGUUCCGAAAAUCAUAUUUGUAAUGUUAAUUUUUGUUGCCAAAAAAGUUAUCAAAAAAUGCUAAAUUCUCCGUAUCAUUAUUGGUUUUAAUUACUUUAUCAUUAAAUAUUUUUGUGUUGAAGCUUGAUAAAGACGAAAAUGUCCCCACGGUUUGAAAGAUUUUAAAAUUCCUCUUGAUUUUUCCCUGAUUGUUAAAUACCAUUUUCUUUCAUAUUAUUAUUGCCUUCCUCUGAAAUUUAAAAAUGAAAAUUAAUUUUUUAUAAAGUUAAAAUAAAGAUUCAAUUUUAGUGUGAAAAUGACGAGAGACGCAGAGAAAUGUGUGCAUCAUACGAAUGUUUGUCCGCAAACACCGAUCGAUUUUUAUUUUUUCGUUUUUUCAGCGUUUUUGUUUUCUUUCUUUUUCAGGAGCGUUCUCCAGCAAAACCUUAAUUUUCAGACAGAAACAAUAAUGGAAGAAGAACUAGCGAAUUAUAAAUUACAAUUGCAACAAGUUGAAGCUGCCCUUCUUGGAGAUCCGGAAAAUGACGAAUUAUUGAAAUUGAAAGCCGAUUUGCAAGAGAUUAUUGAAUUGCAAGAAGAAAUUACAGCAAAAGAUACAGAUGAAAUUGAAGAUGUUGUGAUUGCGCCAAAAGUAAUACAUAAAUGGACAGUUGGAGAAAGAGUAUUUGCACCACAUCCAGAUGGAAAGAAAGUUUAUGCACGAAUUGAUAGUUUAACACCGGCUGGAGUUGCUAUUACAUUCACAAGUGAGUUUUUAGACAUACGUAUACAGUGCCAAGAGUAAUGAAUUUUCUUGGUGCCAAUUCGCCGAUAAAUUUCAAAAUUUAAUCCGAGUUUGAUCGAAGUUGGGCGUACCAUGUGUUUUGAAGAAUAUUAAUCUAACAUUCACAAAAAUCUCUUCUGGCUUACACUUUUCAAAAUCCCCAUUCCCCAAAAAUCCAAACUCGAACUCACGUUUAUUUUCCAAGUUUCAGCAUUGUUGGAAUAGUAAUUACACCAUAUUUCAUAAUUUCGGCACCAUAUUCAGACUCAGUUUUAAAUUUGUAAUCAUUUCGAAAAAUUAGGAAAUCGAGAAAUGAUUGGUUGAGAAAAUUUGAGAUAACGUGAACCUAAAUAAUAUAUUUGACGUGAUCGAAUUUUUUAUUAAUCCUAAAAAAACAAUAUUUUCAUUUUCCAGAAAGUGGUCAAAAAACUAUAGUCGAUCCAUCCGAUUUGGAAUUGCCACCAGAAAAUCAACGAAAAACCUACGCAUUCGACAAUCCAAAAUCGAAUGCGGCAAGUUCUUCCGGACACGGAAAAAAGGAGUGGCAAGCUGAAAAAGAACGACGAAAACAGCGAGCGUUGAAAAAAGAGCAGAAAAAGAAAGAGCUCGAUAAAGUCAAGGAUAAUGAGAAGAAAAGUUGGCAGAAAUUCAAUUUGAAAGCGAAUGCAAAAGGAUUGAAGGUGAGGAUGACAAGGGAAUAAAGAAAGAAAAAGAGAUGGAAAAAGUAGAGAAUGUUGGAAAAUUUAUCGCUGAAAACUGCAAGAUCUGAAGAUGAGUUAUGAACUGGCAAAAUUUAAAAAAAAAUUUAAUGAAAAAAUUCAGUUUUUUUUGUAAAAUAAUUUUGAAACGUUUCUACGUCAUAACCCAUAUUCAGAGUUUUUGCAAAUUUUAAUGAUAAGAUUGUGUUUAGUUGGUCAAAAUCUACUAAAACACAACUUUGUUCUGGUUUUCAAAAAAUAAACUGAAAUAACUUUCAGGGUUUAAAACGUGUAAAUGCAACGGGUUCAAGUCAAGAUGGUUCAUCGGCUUAUGGUGUAAAACGUGAAACAACAGUCUCUUCGCGAAAUCAACAAUUCCAAUUCAAAGCAACUCGUGGAGCUAUGGAUUCAUUAUUCUGA